ACUUGAGUACCAUUCUUUGACCGUGUGUGGUAAACAUGGUUAUGAACAUGUGCUCCCAGGAAGUCUGUGUGGUGGUCAUGAUGUGCUUGGCAGUGGUGGCUGUCUCUGGCUACAGCAACCCGUGCAACCAGCAGAAGGGCACGUACAAGGCCACCUUUUCGCCGCUUCCCGUCUCUGCCGACAUGUCCAUCACGCCCUUCUUCUCCCCCUCGGGCUCAACCCCGACCCUGACCAAGAUCGUCGAAGAUGCCACAGACACGGUUACGAUUGUGACGCCCAACUGGAAGUCUUGGAUCUCGUGUGGUGACUCGUAUAACAGCGGGUGCUCGCCGUGGCAGCUGCGGUACGAGACGUAUGAUCCGUUGUGGGUGGCGACGCUCAACGCCAUCUCGCGUGGGGUCAAGGUCAACGUGCUCUCAUCGUACUGCACCGGGCAGCACGCUCUCAAGCCGGGCCUCAUCCUCCCGCUGACCUACCUCAAGCUCGCUGGCGCCAACGUCAUCGAGUACCAGACAACGACGUACAUGCAUGCCAAGGCGGUGACGGCCGACAACUCGGUCGCAGCUAUCUCCUCGAUCAACCUCUCCAAGUCGUCCAUGUCGGAGAACCGCGAGGCCGGCCUGGUGUUCUCGGGCGAAGGCGCGGCGCCGGUUGUCGACUUUAUCAACAAGGUUCUCGAGCACGAUCUCUCGUAUGGUGCUUCGUGGCCGCAGUUCUACACCUACAACGCGUCGGACAUGGAGAUCAUCCGCGACACCAAGAUCUUGAAGAUGCCCGAGUACCCCACGCCGCCGACGUGCGCUCCGGAGGUGCCGGCCGACCCGGAGCCGAUCACCGGUCACAUGGACGUAACCAUCCUCACCCAGCCCGACUACACCUAUGAGACAUUCACCUCUGCCUGGAACGCGACGACUGACGAGUUUCUCCUCUACAUCUACGUCAUCAACUCGUGGGACUGGUGCCACAAUGUCAACGAUCUCUACAACCGUGGCGUCGACGUCAAGCUCAUGUUCUCCUCCUCACUCGUCGGCAACUACCCGAUCGCUCUCGAGUGUUACAAGUGGCUCAACGAGAACGGGCUCGACAUCCGCCUGACCAAGCCCAAGUGCCUCCCGUUCUGGCAUCAGAAGUACUUUGUCAUGGAUGGCUCCAAGGUCGCUGUCUCCACCGGGAACCUCGACUCGUACGAUGCACCCGACGCCUCGGUCUUCCCUCCGGUCACCGAGUCGGACGGCGUCCAGGCCUACCGCGGCUUUGCCGCCAUCGUCGAGAACCACGAUGUCGUCAAGACCUUCACCGACGUCUUCUGGGCCGACUGGGACGCGGGCUUUGACUACUACCCCUCGUGGAACUUUAACAACUAACCCACCCGCUCGUACACCUUUAACACGCAUCAUAACCUAAAUCAUCGCGUCAGA
Messenger RNA from Thecamonas trahens ATCC 50062, 1418 nucleotides. Its product is annotated as phospholipase D. The transcript is spliced from 2 exons. Gene Ontology annotation, biological process: piRNA processing. Lineage: Eukaryota; Apusomonadida; Apusomonadidae. Gene Ontology annotation, cellular component: mitochondrion. The record is from RefSeq and is a predicted model, not a curated record. Gene Ontology annotation, molecular function: RNA endonuclease activity producing 5'-phosphomonoesters, hydrolytic mechanism. Bases 36 to 1364 code for a protein of 442 amino acids.